Molecule: messenger RNA, 2775 nt
Organism: Anopheles cruzii
Lineage: Eukaryota; Metazoa; Arthropoda; Insecta; Diptera; Culicidae
Product: cilia- and flagella-associated protein 251-like
Exons: 14
Coding region: 1-2775 (924 amino acids)
Cellular component (GO): motile cilium
Molecular function (GO): protein binding
Source: RefSeq, a predicted model, not a curated record
AUGGGUGAAGUUGUGGAAUUCAUCCCGGAAGAUGCUCGGGACAGUGGAAAAGUUCACCAUCGCUGUCAGCCUUUGCACCUGGAAUGGCUUUCCGGGUUCAAUCCACGUGUUCCACUGCUCAACGUCAGCGCCAGCCGCGAGCGUAAGGAGCUGGUGUUGGCCUCGGCCAGCACCCUGCUGUUCUACUCCUACGACGGCGAACACGAGAAAGUUCACCCCGUAAUCGGACACAAAAGCAACGUUAACGCAAUUGGAAGCGACGGUAGUGGCCGGUUCGUUGUAAGCUCCGACAACUGUUACAGCAUCAACGUGUGGGACCGAGGAACGACGACCAACGAAGAUCAUGUUCCGCUCGCCAUCCGCACCAUCUUUGAACCGUUCAAGGGGACGAAAAUGCAUGCCGUUGCCCUCAGUCACGAUGGAAAAUAUCUUCUGGCGGGGGGUGGUGCUGACCAGGGCAACCAGCUCAAGAUCUGGUCCUGGACGGUGGGCAAUGACUUCCCCGAUGACACCAUUUCGCUUCCGGCACGGUUGGGGCGCAUCAAAACGGUCCAUUUCUGCAAGGACCGUCACCGGCAGCACCAGUUUGUGGUGACGAUGGAGAGCGGCGUCGUGUUCGGUGCCUGGGAUGCCAAGGAGCAGAAGCUCUCGGUACAGGUGCCCAAGCGACAUGGGUUUCAGGACUACAACGAUUCGGUGUUUGUGGUCGGUACGGAUCGGGCGGUGUCAGUGACGGCUGGCGGAAUGGCGAUCGUGUGGAGCGACGACAAGAAGGUCGGCAGUGAAGAGACGGGAGGAGCGCCUCUGCGGAAGGAGUUUCUGAAGUACCUCCACCUGAAGUACGCCUCGAUCAACGUGGUGCGCUCGUGUGACGAAAAGAUCAUCACCGGGGAUGAUGAUGGCGAGAUACGGUUCUACGACAACUCGAUGAAGAUCCUGUACUGGUUCAAGCAGGAGGACCUCGAACCGAUCCGAACGCUUUCGUUCGACCUGAUGGCGACGCGCCCUCGCAAAGCUCCACCGGCUGAGCAGCCAUUGGCAGGUGACCCCACGCCGGAUGACGCGGAACCAUCGAAGCGAGAACCUGAGACCACCAUCGAAGAGAUCGCUCCAAAGGAUGUGUCGUUCGAGGCGAAACCCGUGAUCGUUCGCGGAUUCGUGUCGGCGACCAAGUCCGGCAAAAUCUACGACAUCGACAUCGUGUACAACAAGAUACAGGAACUGUUCCUUCCAUCGCCCAGCAUCAUCACGGCGGUUGAUGCCCAUCCCACGAGAUCGGAGAUUUGCACAUGCGAUGGAAACGGGCGAAUUGUUGUGUAUGAAUUGAAAGCGAAAACAAUAACCAGCACGCUGGACGUUCCGAUACAGCGAACACGCCGAGGAAGGAUCACAACCCUAUCUUAUUCUCCUUGCGGAACGUUCUUGGCUGGAGGUGCGGAGAACGGAUACAUCUGGAUGAUUGAUCCGAACAUAAUGGUCGUCAACGCAGGUAGUCCCCUUCAGUUCACCAAUGAAAAGCUGCGGCUAGUAAAGUUCUCCAGCGACUGUAAAUAUCUCGUAUGUGUGGAGGAGCAGAACAUUAUCACUCUUUUGCAGCGAGAAAAAGAAGAUUGGCUAACGACGGGACGCUGCGCCACGCACAGACUGGUGGACACCGCGUUUCUGAGCGCUAUCGAAUUCAUCUCGAUCGGUGAAGAUCGUUACAUGGUGCAAUAUGUAGUGAACGACAGCGAAAAGUCCCAACAAUCGGCCCUAUCAAUCGGUAAACGUCGUCGAAUUGAGCAAACGGCAGUUCCCGUGGCACUGCUCGUGCUCCCAAACGAUCAACUGCUUGUGUCCAAUGAUCAUCUGAAGUUCAAACUGUUUAAUCGCAACACGUUCGACAUCAUGCACACCUUUCUCGGUCCCUUCCACGACGGUCCUGCUCGGUGCCUACGGUUGCUUCCCGGUGAGGAGUUCUUCGUUUUCAUCACCAACAACAAUAUCUAUCUACACCGCCUGCCGAUCGAUGGCAAUCCGUUCAAAUAUUUGGCCGUCCGUGGUCAUCCCAAGCACCUCAAGUGGCUACAGCUUGCCGGCGGCACAGAUCCUUGUGCGAUCACCUUCGGGGAAGGUGAUCAUGCAGUCGCUUUGUGGAGAGUGAACACGAGGCCGGUGCUAGACAAUUUGAAGCACUCUGGAACCGGGCUGGAUCCGUUCUGUGCACUACUGCCGGGCGGUAAAACGGGCUGCUACGUCCGAGAAAUGUUGAGUCUGUUCUUCUACAAUCAGAUUUCCCCCAAAAAUAGCGACGGCGAUGCAGAACUCACGUUGCGGGAUGCGAUGGAUACGCGGGACGUUCCGAAUUAUAUGCGCAGCAUUGGAUUCCAUAUGAGCGAGUUCGAGGAACAAAACCUUUGCCAAGAAAUGGCACUAGCGGGAAACUGUUACCUUACCUUUGAGGAAGUGGCCAAACUGUUUCUCAACCAUCGUACCAGUGGGUCUCCCAGCAGCGAGGACGUUCUGACCGCCGUUACUUACAUCGGUGCCACAGUGACGUCCGGCACCCGGGUCGAUCUGCGACGUUUCGGCGAGUUGCUGACAACCGUCGGUGAGCCGAUGGAUCGGCAGGCUUCGGAUUUUUACAUUAAAAUUCUGUUCCCGUCCAGCCGGCAGCAGAUGGGUGACGUAGAAUCGGAGGCUGUCGACAGCAUGGGGGAAGCCAACGAUGGUGGCGGAGAUGAGCAAAGCCCUCACCUUAUCAGCGUCGAUGACUUUACCGAAAAACUGUGUUGA